AUGUCAUCAUCGGAUAUAACGAAACAACCACAGGUGAAAAUUGGCCAUUAUGUACUCAAUCAGACACUUGGCGUUGGCACAUUUGGCAAAGUUAAAGUAGGUAUUCAUGAAGGUACGGGUUAUAAAGUUGCGGUGAAAAUUCUCAAUCGGCAGAAGAUCAAAUCGCUGGAUGUUGUCGGCAAAAUACGACGUGAAAUUCAAAAUCUCUCACUUUUUCGACAUCCACAUAUUAUCCGACUGUAUGUUGUUUAUGCUGUUUUUUUUUUCGAUUUUUCAGGUUUUCCAAGUUUUUAUUAG
Molecule: messenger RNA, 297 nt
Organism: Gongylonema pulchrum
Lineage: Eukaryota; Metazoa; Nematoda; Chromadorea; Rhabditida; Gongylonematidae
Source: the annotation of a GenBank genome assembly